AUGACCAAGUUCAUUGUGCAGAAGACUCUCCUCCUGCUCUCCCUGCUCAUCCUGGGAACGGUUCAAGCCCAGCCCCUGGAUCAGGAUCAACAUGUGCGGAAGGAGCGACAGCUGAAGGCAGGUGCCGCCACGGAUGCGGAUGUCAAGAUGAUGGCCAAUGUAACGCCAGCCACUCAACCGAUGGGCAUGGCCAUGCCCAUGCCCAUGAACCAGAUGGACUUGAGUGCCGUCGGUGGCCAGCUGGUGCGGUAUCCCAACUAUCCGGGUCUGAUAUACCCAGGUCUAGCUCCAGGACUUUCUACGGGUCCCCUGCCCGGCCUCAAUGGCAUUCCCGGCCUGCAGACAAACAUUGCCAAUAACUAUCCCUCGUAUCCGGAUCCCAAUUUGGCAGGACAAGUCGGUGGCUUUAAUCCCUUUGGAGCUGGCUUUGGCAACUUUGGAGGCUAUCCCGUGCCACAACCCAUCUAUGGCGGCAACUCCCUGAUGUAUCCCAAUAGCCAGCUGCCCAAUGGGUUUGUGCCGCAGCCUUCGGUGGACAAUUUCCAAAACUUAAACAGCAUUGUCAACAUGGCCAAUGUCCAGGGCUUGGGAGGAGCCAGCUCGGGAUUGUAUCCUGCUCCCCAGCCUCUGCCCGUGCAGGUGAACAUGCAGGGACUGUAUCCACCACCCGGUGGCUUCUUGGAGCGCAUGAACAUGCAGGGCUAUGCUCCAGGAUUCUAA
Messenger RNA from Drosophila serrata, 720 nucleotides. RefSeq lists its product as uncharacterized. Lineage: Eukaryota; Metazoa; Arthropoda; Insecta; Diptera; Drosophilidae. The record is from RefSeq and is a predicted model, not a curated record.